AAAAUCAACAGAGCAACAUUUUUGCAGUUUGUAUUAAAAAAACAAAGUCAAUACGUACGUAACUAGUUUGCUAUAAAAUUGUUAUGUGUUGAUUUCUAUUAAAAAAACAAUAAAUUGUCUUUGUUGCUGCCCACAAAUUGUGCCUGUACUUCAUUACGGAUUUUCCCCCGCAGAGUUAAUCAAACUGUCGCUAAUGCACCUGCAUUAUUUACUGAAUAAUAAACGUCUCAUUGUGGCUCACUUCAUUGAGGAUUAUUUAUACCUCUGUUCACACAUAUUACAGUUUAUGCUUGCUCAGCCAUUGCUUUCACACACACACACACACACACACACACAGGUUUGUCCAGCUAUCUUUUUAAGAACUCUCACUGACUUCCAUUCAUAUGGAAACCCUAAAACAACUGUUACCCGUAACCUUAACCAUAACCAGAUAAUGCUUAGCCUUAACCUUUACCUAACAACAAUUCAAAUCUUAGCCUUAAACCACACACACACACACACACACACACACGCACACACACCUCCCUCCCAGGCAGAAGAGGGGAGGUGGAGCAGACAGAGUGAACAGCCACUGCUAUCAAGGUGAAGGAGACACAGUGAGUGAGUGAGUGUGAUACACACUGACAGGCAGGAAACUGACUCAAGUCCAGCAAAGUACAGACCAAGUGAAUGGAACAAAAAAAAGGCUGUUGGAUGUUGGAUCUGCUGCCUCGAGGGGAGAUAAUAUUUACUAGAGAUCCACUUGUAGCUUCUUAAAAACCUCAGUCGCAUUCCCUGUGUCUCUUUAAUCAUGGUGGACCUGUUCAUGGAUCGAGUCCUGGUGAAGAACAACAAGGACCGGGAUGAGCUGGACACAGAGCGUGAGAUUGUCACACGGCUGCAGAACCGCAUCCUGUUGCUCUUCUUUGCAUCUGCCGACUGUGAAAGGUGCCAGACGUUUGCUCUCACGCUGAGCGACUUCUUCAAACAGUUGACGGAUGAAUUCUAUGUUGAUCGCUCUGCUCAGCUGGUUCUGCUGUACAUUAGUUUGGACGAGUCAGAGGAAAGACUUGAGAGCCUCCUCAAAGAGCUGCCAAAGAAGUGCCUGUUCCUGGCCUGUGAGGACCCCUACAGGAGGGAGUUGGAGGCCAUGUUUAACGUGGAGGAGCUGCCAACAGUGGUGGUGCUGCGGCCUGACUGCUCCAUCCUGGUCCCUAACGCAGUGGAGGAGAUACUGCACCUGGGCCCGCGGUGCUACCGCAACUGGCAGGAAGCGGCAGAGCUCAUCGACAGGAGCUUUAUGAUCAGCGACGACUUCGAGGGGAAGUCCAUGCGCAGCUUCACUGACCCCGUGAGGAGGCUGAAAUACAAGGUGGAAGACGAGAAGAAGAAAAACAAGAAGAAAAAACAAAGGGGGUGGGGCAGUGGUGGAGAGGCGGAAAAUGAAAAAGAAGAGGGUGGAGGAGGAGUGUCAUGGUGAUGGAGAUGAAGAGCUAGAGGAAUAAGACUGGAAAAGUUGUUUUUUUUGUGCAUAAUUUUUCUGAUUUGUUUUAUCUGCCAUUUCUGUAACACCUGAUAUUAUCUCUAAAAGCGAGGAACAUCUGUCUGUCUGUCUGUCUCUCUGUUAAUCCCAUAAAUGGUUGACUUUACAGGCUACAGACACCUGGCAGGAGACUUGCUGAGGGCACCAGCAUGCUCCCCGACACAUCUGGGAAAAGGAGGGAUGUGCAGAGAGGAAUCCUCUUUUGUUUUUUGCAAUCAGGCACCUAUUAACAUAACAUCAUUUACAAUACAAAACUGUCCUGAAAGUGACAUUCGAGAUAAUCAACUCCUCAGGACAAUGUUUACUAACGUCUCAUUUCCCCAUAGACUUCUAUUCAAACUGAGUUAUUCUGCAACCAGCAGGGUUGCCCCCUGGUGGCUAUUCACUAUAUCCUUAUCUCCGGGUUGUCAUCAGCCAGUGAGCUGGAAGGCUUCACCCAGUUUUUAUAUGGAGUCUAUGGAUUUCCUAUUAGAUGUUACUAAUUCUUAUACAUUGGAUCUUUAACUGUGAUUGAUCUUAAUUAUAAACACCUCAAAGUGUGAGUGGGUGUGUACAUGCCAGUUACCAAUAAAAGGUAAUGUCGCAUAUUACCUGACAGAACAAUGAAUUCUGCUCGGCAGUGCUGACCUCAGCGUAGACUUUACUGCCUUGACAAUCUGUGAACGCUGCCAAGUGUACAGUGAAGCCAAGGUUUGGUCUGAGCCAAGUGUCAGCGUGAUGGCCUGUUUUAUUACACUCACUAGUCAAAGCAUUUCUCCAUUUUCAAAGACACAUCUUCGUAAUGCAGUUUCUACAUUUUUUUUAUUUUACGUAAUAAUUUGUGCUGUCCAAUCACGACACGCCAUGCAUAAUCUGAAACCAAUGAAUUAUUCAUCACCAUUAAAAUAAUUUAGUUUUA
Molecule: messenger RNA, 2420 nt
Organism: Solea senegalensis (Senegalese sole)
Lineage: Eukaryota; Metazoa; Chordata; Actinopteri; Pleuronectiformes; Soleidae
Product: nucleoredoxin-like protein 1
Exons: 4
Coding region: 791-1459 (222 amino acids)
Biological process (GO): photoreceptor cell maintenance
Cellular component (GO): mitochondrion
Source: RefSeq, a predicted model, not a curated record